AUGGCGGACCCGACGGUAACAAAGACAGUGCGGACAAGAGACCUUGGUUUCCUCCCAAUUCCCCCGCACUGUCGGCACCGGCCAGAUGAGGUUUUCCAGCUCAGAAUGUGGCAGACAGCCGUCUUUGCCUUGGCCAGCACAUUCAGCAUGAACCUAUACUAUGUCCAGCCUAUUCUAGUCCAGCUCUCGAACGAGUUUGAUGUGUCCUAUGUCGAAGUCUCCCGCAUACCCUCACUAUUACAGGCCGGCUACGCAAUCGGCCUGGUCUUCCUCUCGCCCCUCGGCGACCUCAUCCACCGCCGCCAGCUCAUCUUCCUCCUCAUGACCGCCGCCGCAGGGCUGACCAUUGGCCUCGCGAUCACAAAGUCGCUCGUCGCGUUCGAGGUGCUCUCGUUCUUCGUCGCGGUCGUAUCGAUUACCCCGCAGGUCCUCAUCCCGCUCACCGCCGAGCUCGCCCCGCCGCACAGGCGCGCGUCGUCAAUCGCCGUCGUCAUGAGCGGCCUGCUCAUGGGUGUCAUGCUCGCCCGUGUUUUGUCGGGCAUCAUCGCACAGUUCUCGAACUACCACAAUAUAUACUGGAUGGGCGUCGGUGGGCAAUUCCUCCUCCUCAUCGUCAUGUACCUCAUCUGCCCGGAUACGCCGCCGAAGAACCCCGACCUGACCUACUUCCGCAUCCUGGGCACGAUGGUGCACUUCGCAGUCACCGAGCCACUGCUCAUCCAGACCGGCCUGAUCCUCUUUGCCGACAGCGCGAUCUACGCGGGCUUCUGGGUCACCAUGACCUUCCUGCUCAGCGGCGCACCGUACAACUACUCCACGCUAGACAUCGGUUUAUUCGGUCUCGUAGGUAUCUUCGGGAUCAUGACCGCGCCCUUCGUCGGGCGCCUCAUCGACGGGCUCAUCCCCUGGGCGGCGGGCCUGCUCUUUAUCGGGCUCAUCCUGAUUUCGAUGGCGAUACAGACCGCUGCGGGCGGGAUCAAUGUCGGCGCGGUGGUUGUCGCGAUAUUUGUGCUGGAUGUGGGCGUGCAGGGGCUGCAGGUGGCGUUGACUACGAACGUGUUCAGCAUCAACCCCGAUGCACGGGCAAGGCUGAAUGCUGUCGUUAUCCUCUGCGGCCAAGUAAUGGGCACGUCCGUCUCGACGCGGCUCUUCGUCGAGGGCGGGUACCGCGCGGUUGGCUACUUCGCGCUCGGGCUCGCGGGCUUGGACCUCGUGCUCCUCUUCCUCCGCGGCCCACAUUUGCCGAAUAAUAGGUGGGUAGGGUGGGCUGGCGGGUUUGGGAUGAGGAAGGUGAGGCCUGGGGAGGUGACGGUGAAGGAGGCGGUGGAGGAGGUGGUGGACCAUAUGGCGGAGGAGGGUCAGGAUGGAGGUGGGGGAGGUAGGAGGGAUGUUGAGAAGGCGUAG
Molecule: messenger RNA, 1404 nt
Organism: Gloeophyllum trabeum ATCC 11539
Lineage: Eukaryota; Fungi; Basidiomycota; Agaricomycetes; Gloeophyllales; Gloeophyllaceae
Product: MFS general substrate transporter
Exons: 10
Coding region: 1-1404 (467 amino acids)
Biological process (GO): transmembrane transport
Molecular function (GO): transmembrane transporter activity
Source: RefSeq, a predicted model, not a curated record